UGUUAAAUUAAGAAUUUCCUUGAGCUUUUAAAAAAUAGAUGGAAGCAGUGUGAAAAUGUGUAGGAAGGUUGAGGAUUAUUAAGAAUUCUGGCUAACAGCUGAUUAUCCACUAGUAUAAGUGAAAUGACAAGGUUAUGUAUUAAAGAAAGACGAGAUUAUGGGGAAGAUUUAUGUACGAAAUAAAGAUGUUAGUUAGUGUAGAAAAUGGCAGAUUUAGGUUCAACAAAUUUUGACCUUUUAGAAAUAAAAACUCGUAGUAUAGAACAAACAUUGCUGCCUCUUGUUAAACAGAUUUCGUCCCUCAUUGAACAACAUGGCGGUGCUGGAACUCUACGACCCGGAGCAGUGGCGAGAGUGGGACAAGCCGUCAACUUGGCUGUGGAAAGGUUCGUGACAGUGGGAGAAACGAUCGCCGAUGACUAUCAGGAAGUACGACAGGGAAUGUACGAAGCUUGCAAGGAAGCGCGACAAGCUGGUGCGGCAAUUGAACAUAUUUGUGAAUUACACGAAGAAGAAGCUACUCCAGAUAGAACCGUCUUAGUACGAGCAGCUAGAUGUCUUCUGGGUGCCAUUACCAGGGUUCUACUCUUGGCUGACAUUGUAGUUGUCAAACAACUGCUGUUUGCCAAAGAGAAGGUAUCGCACAGUUUGGAUCGUUUGGAAUCGGUAAACAAUUUUACGGAGUUCGUGAAAGCCUUUAGUCAGUUUGGUGCCGAAAUGGUAGAAUUAGCUCAUUUAACGGGUGAUAGACAGAACGAUCUGAAGGACGAAAGGAGGCGGGCGCAAAUGGCCGCUGCGAGACAAGUGCUGGAGAGGUCCACUAUGAUGUUAUUAACUGCCAGUAAAACUAGUUUGAGGCAUCCGGAAUGUACGUCAGCCAGGGAAAACCGCGAUACCGUAUUCUGUCAAAUGAGAAGAGCAAUGGAUCUUAUUCAUUACGUAGUGAAAGAUGGUGUCUUAAAUAGUGCCGAUUCAAGUGUUCAAUCAGUCCAUAAGGAAGGACUAUGUGAAAGCGACAAAGGGACGGCAUAUGCCUGUAUACAGCAUUUGCAGUAUCUUCUUGAACAUAGUAAAAUCUCUAUGGACCCUUCCUGUCAAGAGACACUUCCGACUGCUUUAGAAGCUGUCUUAGAAAGAACUCAGGAUUUCACUGACAGUGCCUAUACUAGCCAUGAACAUAGAGAAGCCAUUUUAGAAUGUAGUGAACGACUUAAAUCUGAAUUAGAUCAACUAUUAGGACUUUACGCUAAUAUAAUGGGUUACGAGGACGUUAGUAAUUGCCCAGAAUUGGACAACUCGAUUCAAGUUUGUAUAAAUUCGGCUAGAGAUUUAUCGAGACAUCUCGGCAACGCCGCCAUACAUCAGGCGCAGGAUCUUAAUACCGUGACCAAGCAUGGACUGGAACUAGUGAGCGCGAUUAGACAAGAGGCUACCAUGUCGGAAAUUGAUAGACUGCAUCACACCUCAAAUGCCUUUCAUGAUUCCAUUGAUCAUAUCUUGGAGGUCUGUAAACUUCUGAGGAACGUCGCCAUAAGCGACACCCUUCAAGUAUCGGCGAAGUUCACGGAAAUAAAUCUCCGCGUUUACGGACCGCAAGUGAUAACGGCGGCUAAAUGUUUAGCCGAGUUUCCGAGCAGCAAAAUCGCCCAAGAAAACCUCGAAGUGUUCGCCGAUAUGUAUCAGUGGCUCAUUUCGGAUGUGACGACAAUGGUGAAAGAUGUCAUCGAUGCCAGUCAGUCGAGACCGGAAAAGCAAGUUUAUAUGUCGCUUCCUAGACCAGGGAAACAUGGAACUACCUCAAAACCUCUGAAAGCAGUAAGACUAGAUGUAGCCGAACAAGAAAAAAUUGCCAAAACCGGUCUCGAAAUGAAAAUGGCGACCACCGAAAUGGAUGCCGAAACCGACAAAUGGCAGGAAAAUAACAGUAGUACUCAAUUAGAGGAAAAUAAUGAUAUAGUUAAGAGGGCCAAAAAUAUGUCGGCUAUGGCAUUUUCAAUGUACCAGUUUACAAAGGGUGAAGGAGACUUAAAAACAACGCAAGAUUUAUUUACCCAAGCUGAAUAUUUUGCAGAAGAGGCCAAUAGAUUAUAUAAAGUAAUCAGACAAUUCAGCUAUCAGGUUCCUUGCGGUGCCAACAAGAAAGAACUCUUAGCACAUUUAGACAGAGUGCCAACGUUUGUUCAACGAUUGCAAUUCACUGUCAAAGACCACACAGUCGGUAAAGCAGCCACCUUUACGAAAGUCGAUAAUGUGAUACAGGAAACCAAAAAUCUUAUGAACGCUAUUUCCAAAGUAGUAACUACUUGCUUUGAAUGUGCCACUAAAUACAAACUAGAAUUCCGCGGACCCGGUGCGGGUACUCGCAGAGGCUCUGGAGGAGAAGGAGGUUCGUCCAGCGCCGGAGCCAGCGGAGUCGACAGCAAGUCGGGAGGAGCGACAGGUUCCGAUCAAAGUUUAUGACAAAUGGGGAUGUCCCGGCGCAACAAGGGAGACUCGAGAAGGACUCGGGUCUCCUUCUUGUUGUUCUAGGACGUCAAGCAGCGAUUUAUAUAUUUUUUAUCGAUAUUUUCCAAUAUUUAAUGCAUUUUUUGUUUAGUUAAUAAGUAAAUUUAAAUUUGACUACCUUUACGAUUUAAAAUAUUUUUUUAUUUAUAUAGUAGUUAAUUUGUUUAAGUAUAUUUUUAACUUUUUGACGUAUUUCUUUAAUAUUUUCGAAUAUACUAUUUAUUUAAAACAUUUCCUUAUAAUUUUCUUUGUAAUAUAUAUAAAAAAAUUAAAUUCAUGACUAUAAUAAAUAAAAAAGUUUGCUUGCUUUUAGCAAAUCAAAAGAUCCAUUUUACUUAAAAGGUCGUUUUCAAAAAAAAUACAAAAAUACUUAUUAUGGCUGUUAGUUUUUAAAUAUAUUUAUUUUAUAUUUUUAGAUCGUUAGAAAUAUAAUUUUACGAGAUGUAUAUGAAAAUAAAAGUAUUAAUAUAUUUAAGAAUAACAAAAUGUAAAGUUCCUUCUUUUGAUAUUGUAUGAGUUUUGCUUGAAAUGGUCUAGUCAGAAAAUUUAAACGAAAUCCACAGAUUUUUUUUAAAGAUAUUAGUGCAAGUAUUGCUGCGUACAUAAAACUUCAGUUGUUAAUGAAUAUUCUAUUAAAAUUUAAACAUCUAUGGGAUUUUAGUACCGUUUUAAAGAUAUAUCUAUAAAAAACGUUACAAAAAUAACUAGUAAUGUUUCAUGUUUAGUGAGUUGACUAUUAGGGAAAAAAGUUUUCGAUUAGAAAUAAAAAUGCAGGAAAUAAAAAUAAUUUCUCAGGUUAAUGUUAAAAAUUCAUUAUUAAUUUGAUUUAACAAAUGUGUGCCAUUAAUAUUUUAGUUAUACAACAAGAAGUGAUUUAAUAAUAUGUACAAUAAAAAGUGCCAAAUUCGUUAAUAUGGUUCUUUUUAUUAAUAUUUUAUUUAGCGGAACAAAUUUAAUUUAAUACUUUUAUGAAUUUCACUUUUCCUCAAAUCCAGUUCUUCCAACUGUGGGUAUUAAUUCAAAAAAAUCAACUUAAACCAACUUUCUACUAACUUUCAAAAAUCUUGCAUUAUUCAAAAAAAUUCUAAAUUAUAUUAUUUUUUGGCAUCUUAUUUACAAUUUGUCUCUUUUUGGUGUAAGUUUUUGAUUAAUAUUUAAUAGAAAUUUCAAAUUUAAAUAAAGAUAAUUUCAAUUCUAA
This is a messenger RNA of Psylliodes chrysocephalus, 3703 nucleotides long. The record is from the annotation of a GenBank genome assembly. Lineage: Eukaryota; Metazoa; Arthropoda; Insecta; Coleoptera; Chrysomelidae.